CAGCGGGUGCUGCCGCAGAGUAAGGAGACGCUGCUGCAGUCGUACAAUAAGCGCCUCAAGGAUGAUGUCAAGUCCAUUAUGGAUAAUUUCACGGAAAUCAUUAAGACGGCUAAGAUUGAGGAUGAAACCCAAGUUUCUCGAGCAACGCAGGGUGAACAAGACAACUAUGAGAUGCAUGUGAGAGCUGCCAACAUUGUCCGAGCUGGGGAGUCCCUGAUGAAACUUGUGUCUGACCUGAAGCAGUUCCUGAUCCUCAAUGAUUUCCCCUCUGUGAACGAAGCCAUCAACCAGCGCAACCAGCAGCUCAAGAGUUUGCAGGAGGAGUGUGACAAGAAGCUGAUUGCACUGAGGGAUGAGAUCUCCAUUGACCUGUACGAGCUAGAAGAAGAAUAUUACUCUUCCAGCUACAGUCUGUGUGACAGCAAUGAUCUCCCCCUGUGCGAAGCCUACUGGAGAGAAGACUUUGCUACGCUGUCCCCCGAGGGCCUCUCCAUGCCUCUGGCAGCUGCCACAGCAGAGCAGAGCGUUGCUCCCUCCCAGAGCUCGACUCCAUCACACCCUCACGUGAACGGGCACGGGGCAGGCCCCGCCGAGCACUCCUGAAGAGGAUCCGCUGC
Acanthisitta chloris (rifleman) is the source of this 617-nucleotide messenger RNA. It is a transcript of the gene MED22, whose product is annotated as mediator complex subunit 22. Gene Ontology annotation, biological process: regulation of transcription by RNA polymerase II. Lineage: Eukaryota; Metazoa; Chordata; Aves; Passeriformes; Acanthisittidae. The record is from RefSeq and is a predicted model, not a curated record. Gene Ontology annotation, molecular function: transcription coregulator activity. Gene Ontology annotation, cellular component: mediator complex. The annotation marks the transcript as partial. The transcript has 4 exons.